This is a messenger RNA of Prunus avium (sweet cherry), 702 nucleotides long. The record is from RefSeq and is a predicted model, not a curated record. Lineage: Eukaryota; Viridiplantae; Streptophyta; Magnoliopsida; Rosales; Rosaceae.
AUGGAAACAUUCAAGAAGGUGCAAAUCAACAUCCCAUUGCUCAAUGCCAUUGCUCAGAUUCCAAAGUAUACAAAAAAUUUGAAGGAUCUAUGCACUAACAAGAGGAGAUUCAAAGAGCAUGAACAUGUUGCAUUGAGUGAAGAGGUAAGUGCAGUGUUACAAAGAAAGCUACCUCCAAAGCUAAAGGAUCCAGGUUCGUUUUCUAUACCUUGCAUAGUUGGUGAUUUUAAGUUUCAAAAAGCUUUGCUUGAUCUUGGUGCAUCUAUAAACCUUAUGCCAUAUCAUGUUUAUGAGAAACUUAACCUUGGUGAGUUGCAAGCCACAUCUAUGAGCAUUCAAUUGGCAGAUAUAACUAUUAGGUACCUUAAGGGCAUUCUAGAAGAUGUUUUGGUGAAAGUGGAAGAGGUAAUUUUGCCAAUAGAUUUCUUGGUGUUGGAAAUGGAAGAAGCACCAAUUCAUGACAAUCAGUUAGCACUUAUUCAAGGUCGGCCAUUCAUGGCAACUGCCGGUGCUAUUAUUGAUGUGAAAAAGGGAACAUUGACUAUGAACGUGUUUGAUGAGACAAUAGCAUUCAAAGUGUUUGAAGCCUCCAAGUUUCCAAGUGAUGAGCAUGAAGUUUUCCAGCUUGAUGCAAUUGAUACUAUGGUAAAAGAAGCACUGCCAAUAAGUUAUUUGGAGCCCAUUGAAGCAUGCAUCACAUAA